AUGAGGUCAAAAAAUAAACUUGAAAAUUUUAAUGCUAAGUAUAAGGCUGUAGCUGAUCAACACAGAAGGUUUAAGACUUUUGAAGAAGGAGAGCUUGUUAUGAUACAUCUUGGAAAAGAAAGUUUUCCAACUGGUACAUACAACAAAACUAAAAUGAAGAAAUAUGGUCCUUUCAAGAUUUUGAAGAAAAUAAGUGACAAUGCUUAUGUGGUGGAUCUUCCUGCCAAUUGGAACAUAUCUAAUAUAUUUAAUGUUCAGGAAAUUUUUACGUUCCAUACUGAAAAAUCUACUGAAGAAGAUGAGGAGGAGUGUCGUAGAAAAAGUCAGGCAAGAAUCGCUCAGUGGUUAAAGAGAACAACUGCCAGGAGAUUGUUGGAUGUGGGUAAGUCUAGUACAGCAAGUACUUCUGACGAGAAUAUAAAGGAACAAACAAGCUUCAGGAUUUCUUCUUUUCGUUCUGUUCCCUUGGAACUGGUAGGAGGAGAUGAAACCAUUCAUGGUACGCUUGAGGCAUAUUUAAACGGGUUCAUAUACACAACCUCUGGUAUUCAUAUGGUUUUCAUGCAUAGAAAUAUAGGCGAGUAUUUCAUGCAACUUGGGGACAAGAUGAUGCCACCUCUCUUGCAAUUCCGCUUGAAGCACCCCAUCAUGGUGGGGACGAAAGAGACAAAGGAUAUCCAAUUCCAAUUGGUGCCAACCCCUCUGGGACAGGUUAGAUCUGACAAGGAUUCAGAGAAACACGAGCAAUUCAGGGAUAUAAGCCGUAAUGACUAUUUAAAGAAUUUUGUCGACAAAGCUCAAGAAGUUCAGAAGAUUUUCCGGAGUAUGGCUUAUCAUCCUAUAAAUUUUCAAGCACUCGAAGAGUGCGAGUUUUAUGGUGCUUUUCCCACGGGUGCAUCAGCCAUCUUUGCGGUGACAAAUUUUUCCCUAGUUGUGCUUGAAGAGACACCUUUCGUUGUGAUCCCAUUAAUAGAAGACAUUGAGAUUGUUAACCUGGCGCAGCUUGAAGUUGGAAAAAUUUAUAUGACAGUCGUAUUUGAAUACUUCAAGCGUGAUGUGCUUGAAAUUCACUCGAUUCCCUUGGAAUUUCUCACUCGCAUAAAACAUCGUCUGAACUUUGCGUUUGUGAAGUACUAUGUUAACAAUAAAAGCCUAAACUGGAAUUCCACAGUGAAAGAAAUCACAGAGUUCCCUAAGAAGUUCAUAGAUUCCGGUGGAUGGGAUUCCUUAGGUCUCGAGGAUAGUCUUACUUUGGCCUACUAUCCGAGUGCCUAUCAGGAACAAUUAGAAUAA
Molecule: messenger RNA, 1293 nt
Organism: Papaver somniferum (opium poppy)
Lineage: Eukaryota; Viridiplantae; Streptophyta; Magnoliopsida; Ranunculales; Papaveraceae
Product: FACT complex subunit SPT16-like
Exons: 3
Coding region: 1-1293 (430 amino acids)
Biological process (GO): positive regulation of transcription elongation by RNA polymerase II; transcription elongation by RNA polymerase II
Cellular component (GO): FACT complex
Molecular function (GO): nucleosome binding
Source: RefSeq, a predicted model, not a curated record